AUGACCAGCUUAAACAAAGUGGAAAGACGCAAGCUGGUGGCCGAGAGAAGCCCCAGCGUUUCCUAUACGCCUGAUGUGAUUCCGCACUUGGCGGGUUUGGAGAAACCCCAAGCGCACAGUUUACUCUUGGAUGAAUGCGAUGUAUUGAUCAUGGGAACAGGCUUAGUAGAAAGCAUAUUGGCGGCAUCGUUAUCAUGGCAGGGUGUGGAUGUGCUACACAUCGACAACAAAACAUGUUAUGGUGACCUGAACUCGACGUUGACAAUUGAACAAAUCAAACUGUGGUGUCAGGAGGUCAACGGAGGCAAAAUCCAACACUUUGAAGAUGCUCAGGUAUAUGUAUCAGGAGAACUCAGUCUUCCCACGAGCAAGUAUAAGAGCAAGGACUACGGUAUUGACUUGACGCCUAAAGUCAUGUUUGCCCAGUCGGACCUAUUGAGUUUAUUGGUCAAGUCCCGGGUCUACAAGUACUUGGAGUUCCAGAGUUUGAGUAACUUCCACAUAUUUGAAAACGACAGCUUUGCCGCCAAGUUUUCGAACCCUACGUCUAAGGAGGAGAUCUUUACUGACCAAUCGUUAUCGUUGGUCACAAAGAGAUAUUUGAUGAAGUUUUUGAAGUUUGUGUUGCAAGACAACAAUGACGAGGAUAAGCGGCAGGUCUUGACUGAGAACGCCAAGGUUCCGAUCGAGGAGUUUUUGAAGAAGAAGUUCAACUUGGAGAAGUCCCAGAUCAACGAGUUGGUGUACUCCAUUGGGCUUGCAACCAAAGAGUCCAGUAAAACUCCUGAGGCCCUUGCCAGAAUACGGAGAUAUUUGACGUCUUUCAACGUGUACGGAAAUUUCCCGGUAUUGGUGCUGAAAUACGGAGGGCCUGGUGAGAUUUCCCAGGGGUUCUGUAGGAGUGCCGCUGUAGGAGGAUCUACCUACAAAUUGAACACCACAUUGGUUGAUUACGAUCCGCUGCAAAAAGUGGCCAAAUUCAGUGACAAGAGUAGCGUUCGGAUCAAUGAAAAGCUUGUGGUGUCACCCACCCAAAUUCCUAAAUUCUUACAGACUUCCUACAAUGAAAUCACUGAGGCAUUGCCCAUGAAAAACAUCAACCGAUUGGUGGUAGUGGUGAAAAAAGAUUGUAAGGAAUGGAUGUCGAACCUGGAAUCCUCAGCUGUGGUGGUGUUCCCUCCACAUUCAUUACCUUCAGAUAACUCUAAAGGCAUCCAGGCAUUGGUACAAAACGGUGGAAGUGGUGUGUGUCCCGAUGGUCACUCGAUUUGGUAUUUGACGUCCUUUGAACAAGAUAAGGCCAAAGCCAAGCUUGACUUGCAAAGUGCUCUAGAUAAGAUGGAAGCGGCCAUAUUGAGAGAAUCAUCCAACAACUUGGACGAUGUGUUGGGCGAAGAAGACUUUGUUAUAAGUGAAAGAGGAACUCCAGUGGUUGUCAACUCGGUAAAGUUGGGUAAGUCGUUGCAAAACUUUGUGCCCAAGGAAAAACUCGAGAUUAUCUGCAAGCUCGGAUAUGUGCAACAGACGUACGUGGCCAAUGACUUGUCGAACGUGCUCAAUCCCACUAAAGACAACAAUGUCACUUUGAGGAAGCCUAAAGACUGUGGUGAAAUAAUCUUUACCAAUAUGCCAUCUGCCGAAAUAAGUUAUGACGGGAUUGUAAGCGAGUGUAAGACCUUGUACCUGAGUAUAACCGGGGCAGACGAUGAUUUCUUUGAUGUGGACUUUGAGGAUGAAGAUGAUACUUUUGAUGGUGCUGGAUUCCAUCAGCAGCCUCAAACGGUAUCAACUAUCAAGGCCAAUGCCCUUACCGACGAUGAAAACGCCAUUGCUUCAAGCGACGAAGACGACCACAACGAGCCGUUUGGUGCUAACGAGAUGGAGUUGUAA
Molecule: messenger RNA, 1890 nt
Organism: Yamadazyma tenuis ATCC 10573
Lineage: Eukaryota; Fungi; Ascomycota; Pichiomycetes; Serinales; Debaryomycetaceae
Gene: MRS6
Product: GTPase-activating protein
Biological process (GO): protein geranylgeranylation; vesicle-mediated transport; small GTPase-mediated signal transduction
Cellular component (GO): Rab-protein geranylgeranyltransferase complex; nucleus; cytoplasm
Molecular function (GO): GDP-dissociation inhibitor activity
Source: RefSeq, a predicted model, not a curated record